Penaeus chinensis is the source of this 1404-nucleotide messenger RNA. Its product is annotated as coiled-coil domain-containing protein 43-like. The coding region runs from base 22 to 651 and encodes 209 amino acids. NCBI's taxonomy places the organism in Eukaryota, Metazoa, Arthropoda, Malacostraca, Decapoda, Penaeidae. The record is from RefSeq and is a predicted model, not a curated record. The transcript has 5 exons.
CGGACCAGACAUAAACAAACGAUGGCGGAGGCUCUACCAUGCGACUUCGAUGCUUGGUUAAAAGACACUCUAAUUGCACUAAACACAGAUGACGAAGUUUUCAGUCCGUAUAUUAAAGGGAUCUUAGAAGGAGAGGAGAACAAGGAGGAAAAGGUGGAAGCUCUACAAGGAAUUCUUACGGAGAUAACGGAUACUGGCAUUGAGGCGCUCUGUGAUGACAUCUGGAAGAAAUGGACCCUGCUUGGAGAACCGGAAGAGCCCUCAGACGCCGUGAAAAAGGUUGAGUUUGAAGAGAAGAUUGCCAAGAUUAUGGAGGUGCAGGCUCAGAGUGUGGUGGUGAACAAAACACGCUCCAAGGAGGAAGAAUCCCUGAAGAGUGCCAUAUUGGCACAAUAUGCCGAGGUAUCUGAUGGUGAAUGCACAGACGAGGAUGAGGGGGAAGAGCCGAUCCAAGGAGGCCUAAUGGGAGUGAAGAACACGAAUGCAGAGGAGGUGAUCAAAGCAGAACGCGAUAGGAGGGAGAAGAACAAAGAGGAGUCGCAGCGCAAGAAGGAAAAGGAUAAGGAGGAUAGAGCUAAGCAGAAGACCAAAGAUGAGGAAAGAAAAGAGAAGGAGAAGAAGCGCACACAGAAGGGAGAGCGAAGACGGUGAUCGUCUGCAAAUAUAGCCUGUACCAUUUUCAUUUGGAACUUAUGUUAUGCCAAUAAAUGUAUCAGCUGAUGGUUUUGAGGCAUUUGUUUAUUUACUCUUUUUUUGGAUAGAGGCUUCAGUCUUUAGCUAAGGGUGAACAUACGCAUCACUACAUGCUGCUUAUUGGGGUUGUUUCCUUAUUCCUUUCUGCAGUGAUUUUUAAGAAAUUUGAUUUUUUCUCUCUUCCUCUCACUCAUUUCUUCAUGAGGUACAUCUUGUUAAUAUUUGGAAUAAAAGUUUAUAUCUAGAUACAGAUAUGUUUUUAUCAUUAUUGUUGUUUUAUUUGCUUCAAAAAAGCCAAAAAACAAUGCAAAGUGCAUUUGUUUGUCCAUGCAAUACAUAUACAAUAGAUACUGCUGAGGUUCUUGUAGUGUGUUUGUUAAUGAAAUCUCAAGAUGCAGAGGAAUAAUUUAGGGACUGUAAAAUGUAAUACUUUCUCCACAUCCACUUUCUGUUCCUUACUACAUAUCAGACGUGUAGGGAUUUGACCCUUGCCUGCUCUUGGCUCUGUGUUUCUUAGUCCCUCAGUAUCUGUACUAGUAAGUGUCUUACUCAUUUCAAGACUUAGUAUUGUGGUCUAGCAAGGUCCAAUUGUACUAUAUCUAUAUUUUUCCUUUUUCAUAUUCAGGUUCAAAUGUUGAAUUGGUUAUCACUGAAUAUUGAUAUUUGUCUUUGUGAAUGCUUUUAAGGUCAAAUACAUAUUUUGUGAAUGCA